This is a messenger RNA of Baudoinia panamericana UAMH 10762, 2430 nucleotides long. RefSeq lists its product as uncharacterized. The record is from RefSeq and is a predicted model, not a curated record. The transcript has 5 exons. Gene Ontology annotation, biological process: regulation of gene expression. Bases 1 to 2430 code for a protein of 809 amino acids. Lineage: Eukaryota; Fungi; Ascomycota; Dothideomycetes; Mycosphaerellales; Teratosphaeriaceae. Gene Ontology annotation, molecular function: chromatin DNA binding; RNA polymerase II cis-regulatory region sequence-specific DNA binding; protein binding.
AUGCAACAGCCGCAAGCGUUCAAGCCUACCGCGCAGCAUGUCGCUGCCGUAAAUGAGCAGACAUGGUUGCAACUUGGUCGUCUGUCAGAGCUCAUGGAAGAGUAUGAUGGCGCAAGUGCGGCAUAUGAGCGCGCAAUGACCUUCAAUCAGUGGUCCGUACCGGCUAUGCUUGCCAUCUCCUGCAUCCUGCGCUCUAAGGACCAAUUCACUUCUGCCGUUGAGUACCUGCGCCAGAUCAUCAAGAUUGAUCCUGCCAACGGCGAGGUCUGGAGCAGCCUCGGUCACUGCUACCUUAUGAUGGAUGACCUGCAGCAAGCAUACUCGGCUUACCAACAAGCUCUGUACCAUCUACCUGAUCCGAAAGAGCCCAAGCUAUGGUACGGCAUCGGCAUUCUCUAUGAUAGAUAUGGCUCCCUCGAGCACGCUGAGGAGGCUUUCUCGCAAGUCAUGCGCAUGGAGCCGAACUUUGAGAAGGCCAACGAGAUCUACUUCCGGCUCGGCAUCAUCUACAAACAACAGCAAAAGUUCCAGCAAAGUCUUGAGUGCUUCCGCUACAUCGUCACUGACCCACCCCGACCGCUGAGUGAGGAGGAUAUCUGGUUCCAAAUUGGGCAUGUGCACGAACAGCAGAAAGACUACGACAAUGCUAAAGCCGCAUACACGCGCGUGCUAGAGCGUGACCCAAACCACGCCAAGGUGCUACAGCAGCUUGGGUGGCUGCACCAUCAGCAGAGCACAAGUUUCAACAGUCAAGAGCAAGCCAUUGAGUACCUCGAGAAAUCGGUCGCUUCCGAUCAAACCGAUGCGCAAAGCUGGUAUCUGCUGGGCAGGUGCUACAUGUCACAGCAGAAGUAUCCCAAGGCAUACGAAGCGUACCAGCAAGCAGUGUAUCGCGACGGUCGUAACCCAACGUUCUGGUGUUCGAUCGGCGUUCUCUACUACCAGAUCAACCAGUACCGCGAUGCGCUCGAUGCAUACUCCCGUGCCAUCCGUCUAAAUCCUAACAUCUCGGAGGUCUGGUAUGACCUCGGCACUCUGUAUGAAUCCUGCAAUAAUCAAACCAGCGAUGCGCUUGACGCUUACUCAAGGGCCGCUGAGCUCGACCCAACGAACGUGCACAUCAAGGCGCGCCUGGCAUUGCUCAAGGGACAGCCAACGAACGGCUUGCCAAACCAAGGCGGUGCGCCACUCCCGCAAGAUGUUCACCCUCAAGCGUAUCAGCCAGGUGCACUCGGCGGCGGACCGCCUGGUCCGCAAUGGGGCGCUCAUGCCCAGAAUCCGCCGCCGCCAGGUCCGGCUCCUGGCCCGAUGACCGUAGGCAAUAACUGGGGCGCCAGUCGGCCUGUCGAGAUGCAGAAUCCGCCAAUGCCACCACAAGCCAUGAACCCGUACGAUCAGCGCGAUCGGAUGCCGCCGCAGCAGCAACAACCUCCGCCGAGACAACCAAGUCCUCCACGGCAGGAGUUGGCGCGCUAUCAGGAGCAGCCACAAAGGCCUCCUCCGCCUCCGCACAGAGGUCUCUCGCCGUCGCCGAAGGGUCAGCAUAACCCUUCUGCGCAAUAUCAGCCGGGGCCAAUUCACCAACUGCAGCAACCUCUUCCACCGCAUGCCAUCCCUCAGCCGUCACACCAUUCGCACGAGCCGCCGCGUCCGCCAUACGGCGCGCCUUCCAGUGUCCCUCCACCAGGCAUGGGAAUGCCAUCCUCGGCCGGCCACCCUUCGAUGCCGCCUUACGCUCGGCAUCCAGAGCAGGCGCCUCAGCCCGAGAUCCGACCACUACUGAACAACGCUCCGCCAUCGUCAGGCGGGCCAUACUCCAGGGGGCCGUACGAGCAUCAUCCGAACGCGGCACCCAGCAUCGCGAGCGGCGCACCACCGCCAUCUGCGGCUCAGACAGCCGCGGAUGCUGCAGCUCGCGAGCGCGAUGAGAGGCCGUCGAGCACCGCUCCUCCUAAGCGUCAUCGGGAAUGGGAGGACGAACCCAACAAUAGCCUUCCGAAGAAGCCAUCGACCGAAGAGACUCGCUCGCGGCUCGACGAGAUCAAGAUGCACCGCCCGUCGCCGCCAGAGAAGAUGGCGACACCACCAAAUCGAAGCCCAUCUGAACUACGGCGCAUGGACGAUCCGAGGCCAAUGUCCGCUUACCACCCCUCUGACGCUGCUCAUCAUGCACCAUCCCUGCCUUCCAUGCAGAACAUAACGCAACCAUCAGCGCGGGCCUCUGCGCCACCGCAAGAGGACCAUCGUGCGCCACCGCCACCGUCACAGCCGGCUCCAGUAUAUGAAGCCGCCGCGCGAAAGAUGGACGUUGAUGAGAACUACGAUGAUAGCGGAGACGACAGGUCCGCAACCAAGCAGGAGAGUCAAAGGAGCAGUCCGAAGGCGAUGAAUGGAGGUACAGCUCCAGUCGCAGUUGAAAGUCAAGCAUAG